Penicillium canariense is the source of this 954-nucleotide messenger RNA. RefSeq lists its product as uncharacterized. The record is from RefSeq and is a predicted model, not a curated record. The transcript has a single exon. NCBI's taxonomy places the organism in Eukaryota, Fungi, Ascomycota, Eurotiomycetes, Eurotiales, Aspergillaceae. Bases 1 to 954 code for a protein of 317 amino acids.
AUGAUGCAGCUGGGUCAGGACCAUGGCGAUCACCGGCUGGUGAUGGCCAGCCGCGAGCUGUACGUACACGCACUUCAGCAGAUCAUGGGCGCCCUGAAUCGGCCAUCUCUGGCCGUGGCAGAUGAAACCCUCGCUACAGCCAUUUUGCUUGGCGCGUAUGAGAUGGUGAACGCUACGGGCCAGCAGGCGUGGAUGCUGCAUUCGCGCGGAGUCGCGUGUCUGCUCGUACUACGAGGAGCCCAGGCUCAUGCCACAGGGUUAGGUCGGACCUUGAUGCUAUCGUUUCGCGGGUUCAUAGUCUUCGAUGCUCUCAUGAAGGGCGAAAGGUGUUUUUUGGAGGCACAGGAAUGGCGAGAGAUCAUCCCCGAGGGCGUCCAAGAGGAAGAACGGCGGGGUCAGGCCAGCCGCCUGGGAGAACUGAUCGAAUAUGCGUUCCAUGAGAUUGCCCACUGUCCAGGAUUUCUCGCAGAAACAAGGGCGAUGGUCGCAAGCACUCACGCAAGCAAGACAGACCGAGCCCAUUUGACUCGUCGUAUCAUGGACUGCCGACAGAAACUGAGUGAAAUCCAGCUCACUAUACUGACCCAUCUGAAUUCGGACAACAGAGGCGAGUUUAUUGGAAUGAUCACGGCUGCCGCCGCCAACACCCUGGGAGGGUUUUCACUUGAAGGAAUCGGCUCCGGGAUCUCAUUCUUGCAGCAGUUGUUGACAGUUCUGACAUCCAAUGCUUCUCGUCGUCAUGCUUCUCGUCAACGACCGUGGGCCACUGUAGCGCCGUAUCCCUUUCAAGUGAACGUGCCCGCUUUCAUCAACGCCCAGGCUGUUGCAAAGGCAAUUGCCGACGGCAAACACACGCACCAACCUCCCGGCCCGCAGACCAUACAGCGGCCCGAUACCUGGUUUGACCGCGUUUCCAUGUCGAUGGGCAUGGUUGAAGAGAUGCCGCCCACCUGA